Messenger RNA from Rhea pennata, 3380 nucleotides. It is a transcript of the gene MAMLD1, whose product is annotated as mastermind like domain containing 1. The transcript is spliced from 5 exons. Lineage: Eukaryota; Metazoa; Chordata; Aves; Rheiformes; Rheidae. Gene Ontology annotation, cellular component: nuclear body. Bases 155 to 3157 code for a protein of 1000 amino acids. Gene Ontology annotation, biological process: regulation of transcription by RNA polymerase II. The record is from RefSeq and is a predicted model, not a curated record.
UUGAGACAGACAGUGAAUCAUUAGCAAACUGCAACGCCGGGAUGAACUUGUCUGGAACCUAAAAGGAGAAAACAGUCUCAGAGGCUUUUGCUGCGCCGGGUUUUGCUAAAUACAGCCAAAGUGGAUCUAAAAGCUGGUUGAUCCCCAGUCCAAGAUGCUGCUGGUUUCCCAGCGGGUAGAAGCACCACGCAUGGAGCCACAUAUUCCAUUACAGGGAUCCAUUAAAAGGAAACUGGAAGAUGAUAGCUCUCCUGCCUCCAGUGGUGUGCCUGAUGUCAUUUUCCCCAAUGACAGCAAAAGGCUCUGCCUUGACGACGUAACCCUUUCCAUGGGCCAAGGUCCCAGUCCCAGCGUGGCAUGUCCGGAAAUGCAGAAUUCGCCCUUCUCCACCAGCCACAGCGCCUCCUCCCUGGGAGUAGCAGGUCACUCAGUGCUCCUGGAAAGCAAUCACCUGAAUGGCAGCGGCAUCGGUUCUCCUUUCCCAGUUCCGCCCAACACAGAAAUAAGCCAGAAGGGGUCAAUAGGAGGACAGAAUAAUAAUAUUGUCCACUAUGACGAGAAAGGAAACAACUUACAGACUGUGGACCAAGAACUGCAAGAUCUAUUGGAAGAGCUGACAAAAAUGCCCGAUCCUUCUCCUAAUGACCUGGAUCUGGAGAAGAUUUUGGGCAGCAAGGCUGAAGAGCCCCUGGGGCUGAGUCAUUCUCAACCGAGCAUAAGUACCACUCCAAAGUCCUCUCCGCAGACUUCCCAUUUGGAGAACCAUGUUGCUAAUAAAGACUUUUCACCAGGCUGCAAUCCAGCCAGCGGAGGAUCUCCUCAGAUGAGACCGUCGUCUGCUGGAGCUAGCUUCCAAGUUCCUCCUUCGAACAAACCUGCUGUAUCACCCAUCUCCACAGCAGCCCAGGGUAAGAGCCAGCCACCACCUAUGCUUCCAGUUCCCUUAUCCAGCAUGCCUGGCUCCAACUGGCAUGCGCAGCAGCUAAAGCAACUCGCAGCUAGCAAGCAGGUGUCUACUACCAAGCAGCAAGUUCAGGCUCCCAGCUGGCCAACUAUGUCUCCUCCUGGUCUCUCUCCCCCUUACAGGGCAGGAUCAUCCCCGCACCAUCAACCUUUCAGUCCCCAAAAUGUUAUGGUGUCUGGCAUGCCCUCUAAUAAUUUACCAGGAAACAAUAUUCAGAGUCCUCAAAACACUCUGCUUUCAAGCAUGGCUUCCAGCAGCACUCCGUCCAGUGGGCCCUCUCCUCCCUACGGGUCGGAGAAGCUUUCCAGCCCGGCUCUGAACCAGCAGCCUUUCAGCCCUCAGAGCGCCAUGCUGCCCACCCUGACGUCCGCCAGCAUCCCUGCCAACAACAUCAAAAGUCCACAGAACAACUUGGUUGCCAGCAUGGCCUCUACAAACACUGGACCUUCUCCACCUUAUAGGCCAGAAAAGCUGUCAAGCCCAGCUCUACACCAGCAGCCCUUCAGUCCUCAAGGUACAUUAAUCUCUAGCAUCACUCCCACCAGCAACCCCACAAGUAUGCAGAGCUCGCUUUUUAAAUCAAUGACUCCAAACCAGUCCAAAAAUAUGAACAUAAUUAUGCAACAGCCAUCCAGUAGCUUACAGCCAGGCCUGGUGAAUGAGAGCCCUGUUAGCCAAGACCAGUUUUCUUUCAAUAACACCAAACCACUGUCUCACUUUGCCUCAGAAUCAGCUACUCAAAAGAUGUCGCCCAUGACAGCAGGACAAGGGCAGCAGUCUCUCAUUCACUAUCUCCAGCAACAGCAGCAAUCUCCAGCCACGCAGCAGUCUCAGCAGACUAACAACAGCCAGUUCCUCCAGCAGCAAUUUCGACAACUGAUGCAGCCACAUCGCAUGCAGAGACACAUGCAGCCCACUGCACUGCCAUCCCAAAACAGACAGGAUCAAAAUCCUGGAAUUGUUGCCAGGCUUCAGGAGCCGGGCACCAUCCCAAGCGGAGGCUCUGUGCCGGCACCAGCCACGGUGAACGGGUACACGAUGAGGAACCAUCUACUGAAGCAGCAAAUAAUGAAACGCCAGCUGAUGCAGGAAAAGCAGAGACAAAACAUGCUGGGAGUAACAUCUGAGCAGAGGAGUUUGUUUGCAGCUCAGCAGAUGAAUCAGUUUCAAGCUGUGCAGCAGCCAAUGCCUACCGACUGCAGCCAGCCGAUGCCAGCUCCUCCAGCCAACCACCGCAUGCUGCCAUCUAACCCAGCCCUGCUCCAGAGCACCCUGGGCUCGGGCAUUGCCCCCGCCACCGCCAGCCAGAGCUCUGGGACGAUGGUGAUGAUUCCACACAAUCCUGGCAAACAGCAGGGGAUUUUUCCGCCUAAUUCUGACUUCAACAUCCCACUGCGGCCAAGCCAGAACUCGCUGGGUAUGAACUCGGGAUGCCAGACAGUGCAUAGCCACUCCGCUGUGCGGCCGGGAAUGGCGAUGGCAGGCUUUAGUUCUGGUUCCUUAGCAAAUCACUCCGCAACUCAACAGCACUUGAGACAGCCAAGUAUGCCAAGAAUCCCUAAUGUCUAUCCCAAUUCAUCUGCCCAGAUGUGGACACCAACUGCUGUGCCAAGGAUGCCAAAUCAAAGCCAAAUGGAUGCCAGCAUGCAGCAGUUCUCCAGUAGCGCUCUUUUCUCUAAACAGAACGUGAGACCAAAUACAUCGGGUCAGCCGUUCUCCCAGCAGGCCGUGGUGCCACCUAAUCAGAUUGCUCCCGGCGUCCAGGUCAGACAGAUGCAAAAACUAAGCAUGGGACAGUCUGGCCAGGGCUUGAGCUCAAUGAGUAAUCAGAACUUGAGACACAAUUUAACCAGAGGACCGUUGCCAGCUAUGAAUGUUAUGAAAUCCAUGCCACAAGGAGUGUCCAGUUUUAACCAGCUCAAUCCUGCCUCUGGCCUUGGCCCGCCAAGUUACCCUUCCGCGGGCCAGCCAUCCGAUACGUUCAGCCGAAUGAGCGCCGCCGCCGAGCUGCCGCAGUAUGACUUUGUGCCCCAGCACAGUAACUCGAUCAUGGCUGGCAACUGCAGUGACACUGACUUCCUCGACUCUCUCAUGAAGAGCAGCAGCAGCAGCAACGACGAAGAGUGGUUGAACAAUUUGACAAUGAUAGACGACAUUUUGGGACAGCAUGCUCAAAGCUCCGGACACGUUUAGUUGGGAGAGAAGCAGUCUCAUUGUAAAUAACAUCAGUAUGACUCUUAGAAAUAAGAGACAACCCAUGAAAACAGCCACCUCUUUCAAUACAGAAUGAAUGGACUCAGCCAAUUCUUUGCCUGCAUCAAAGUUUAAUAUUGGCAGUUUUUCAGAUGACUGUAUAUAUUUGAAUAUUUUGUAAAUUAUGUUUUCCUAAAACUUAAAUAUAGAAGUAUUUAUACUU